Molecule: messenger RNA, 1377 nt
Organism: Chlorella variabilis
Lineage: Eukaryota; Viridiplantae; Chlorophyta; Trebouxiophyceae; Chlorellales; Chlorellaceae
Exons: 13
Coding region: 1-1377 (458 amino acids)
Biological process (GO): translational initiation; formation of translation preinitiation complex; formation of cytoplasmic translation initiation complex
Cellular component (GO): cytosol
Molecular function (GO): translation initiation factor activity; eukaryotic initiation factor eIF2 binding; GDP-dissociation inhibitor activity
Source: RefSeq, a predicted model, not a curated record
AUGGCGAGCAUCAAUAUUGGUGGCGAGAAUGCGGGCGACGCAUUCUACCGCUACAAGAUGCCCAAGCUGCAGGCCCGGAUUGAGGGGCGUGGAAACGGCAUCAAGACCAAUGUGGUGAACAACGCGGAGAUCGCAAAGGCGCUGGAGCGCGCGCCCGACUACGCGCUCAAGUACUUUGGCUUUGAGCUGGGUGCCAUGGUGAACUACGACAAGAAGAGCGGCAACAGCAUCGUCAACGGCGCGCACGAGGCGGGGCGGCUGUCGGAGCUGCUGGAGGGCUUCAUCAAGAAGUUUGUGCAGUGUUACUCCUGCGGCAACCCCGAGACCGUCAUCAAGAUCAAGAAGCGCAGCGAGACGAUUGAGCUCAAGUGCAAGGCGUGCGGGGCGGUCAGCGAGGUGAGUCCCAAGGAGAAGCUGGUGGGCUACAUCAUUAAGAACCCUCCUGAGGACAAGCUGAGCAAGGCGGAGAAGAAGGUGAAGAAGGCUGAGAAGGAGCGGCUCAAGGGCCUGGAAGAUCUGGAGAAGAAGAGGAGGAAGGAGGAGAAGAAGAAGAAGAAGGAGAAGGGCGAGGAUGGGGCAAACGGGGAGGACAAGUCGCCUGAGUCGCCUGAGGGUGGCGGCGAGGAGGAUGAGGAUGAGGAUGAGGAGGAUGAGGACGAUGUGGAGUGGCUGGCCGACACCUCCGAGGAGGCCAUGCGCAAGCGUGCGGCGGAGCAGCUGUCGGCGGCCACUGCAGCCAUGGUGAUCCAGGGCAACAUAGAGGCGGAGGCAGAAGCGGCCCGGCUCAAGGCCGAGGCCGAGGCGGAGGCGGCGCGGCUGGCGGCGGCGGAGGAGGAGCGGCUGGCGGCGGAAGCUGCGGAGAAGCUGGCGGCGGAGCAGGCCGCCACCGACCCCAACGUCUGGGCCGUGCGCGCCAUGGUGCAGGCGGGCAAGGGCUCCAAGGCCGUGGCCGACGCGCUGGCGGAGCUGCCUGUCAAGGGCGGCCCCGCGGCGCGCAUGCACGUGCUUUACGAGGCGCUCUUUGCCAACGCCGGCGCCGGCGCCAAGCUGACCCCGCUGGUGGUGGAGCGCAAGAAGUACCUCAAGGCGGCGGCGGCGGACCCUGCCAGCCAGCUGGCGCAGCUGGUGGCGCUCGAGCACUUGCUGGCUGUGGAGCUGCCUGAGAGGAGCCGGGAGGCACCGCUGGUGCUCAAGGCCCUGUACGACUCGGAUGUGGUGGCCGAGGAGCUCAUCCUGGCCUGGUUCCACAAGGCCACUGCCGGCGGCGUGCUGGAGGUGCCCGCGGAGGGCGGCGCGCGGGUGCGCGAGGCGGCCAGGCCGUUUGUCGAGUGGCUGGAGCAGGACACCGAGACGGAGUCGGACAGCGAGGAGGAGUAG